Molecule: messenger RNA, 756 nt
Organism: Cyclocybe aegerita
Lineage: Eukaryota; Fungi; Basidiomycota; Agaricomycetes; Agaricales; Hemipholiotaceae
Source: the annotation of a GenBank genome assembly
AUGCGUUAUCCGGCCGCACACCCUUCCUCCGGCCUUCCGGCUGGGCAUGCGUUCAACAAUGUGCCUUAUAUGACCUAUCCGCCAGAAUUAGUGCUUGUCAACAACCCCAUCCUCUCCAACUUUGAAGCCGCCGUCAAGCGCGACUUUCGCGAAACGCGCCAGAACCUCCAUUACCCCCUCGUCUUUGUCUCAAAACGGGCUGCACAUGCUGCUGCGCUGACCUCCAAUACACCCUUCAAUGAAAAUUCAUCCACUACUGAGUCCGGUGCCCAGUUUCAGCAAGGCACCGCCUCCUACCACUCCCAGGCCUUGGAUCCAACCCCACCAUGCCCACAUGCUCCGCUUGCUGCAUCAGCGGAACAUCUGCACCAGGGGACUCAGCAAUUCCAUCAGGUGUCAAAGAUGUCCUCUGACCCAUCCGCCGGAGUUAGCCUACGUAGCGCCUCAGGCGCUUCGCCGGUUUAUGGUGUCAAGAUGUCCUCUGACCCAUCCGCCGGAGUUAGCCUAUGUAGUAGCGCCUCAGGCGCAUCGCCAGUUCAUGGUCGCAUCAUCCAGGCCAACACCAUCCUCCAGGCUUACGUUCCAAAAGAUGUCCCAUCUGCUGGAGUUAGCACACAUGUAGUGGCCUGGAUGCUUUGCCAGUUUUGUAUCGUCCUCGUCCAGCCGGGCUCGCGUUCCACUACGCCCUCCAACCAUCUGGCUGGGCUUGCACCACAAGCUUCGUUCCUCCACUUCAUCCAACUCGAAGGCAGCUGA